Messenger RNA from Dromiciops gliroides (monito del monte), 8317 nucleotides. It is a transcript of the gene IL16, whose product is annotated as interleukin 16. NCBI's taxonomy places the organism in Eukaryota, Metazoa, Chordata, Mammalia, Microbiotheria, Microbiotheriidae. Gene Ontology annotation, molecular function: CD4 receptor binding; cytokine activity. Gene Ontology annotation, biological process: induction of positive chemotaxis; leukocyte chemotaxis. The transcript is spliced from 18 exons. The record is from RefSeq and is a predicted model, not a curated record. The coding region runs from base 2262 to 5813 and encodes 1183 amino acids.
UCAAAUCCUAGAAUCUUAUUAAUAAAACACUAAAGGGGCAGCUAGAUAACACAGUGGAUAAAGCACCAGAUCUGGAUUCAGGAGGACCUGAGUUCAAAUCCGGCCUCAGAUACUUGACACUUACUAGCUAUGUGACCCUGGGCAAGUCACUUAACCCUCAUUGCCCUGCAAAAAAAAUAAAAAAAUAAAAUAAAAUAAAGCACUAAAAUAGACUUUAUCAAAUGUUGUCCUAAAAUCUAGGUAUAUUACAUUUCUAGGGCCUUCCCUUGAUCUGCCAAACAAUAUUAUUAAAAAGAAGAAAUUAAGUAAAUUUGGCUUGAUUUGUUCUUCAUGAACCUAUUUUGCUCAGAGUGAUCACCACAGUCUUUGCUAAAUAGUCACAAAUAUUUGUUUAAUAGUACAUUUUAGGGGCAGCUAGGUGGUGCAGUGAAUAGAGCACAGGUCCUGGAGUCAGGAGGAUGUGAGUUCAAAUCAGGCAUGAGACACUUAACACUUACUAGCUGUGUGACCCUGGGCAAGUCACUUAACCCCAAUUGCCUCACCAAAAAAACAAAAACAAAAGCAAAAAACCAAUAGUACAUUUUAGACAAUUGCCAAAGAUAGAUAUCAUAUAUAUAUAUAAAAUAUUUGUAGUUGCUGUGGUAUGUGUAUUAGAAAGAAGGUGAAGAGAAUCAAAUGAGAGAUCUUUUUGGCAGAGAAGUAUAGCUCUGGAAUUGUAUGGUUCCUGGAUGACUUUUCUUAUGUUUCCAUCCAUGUUUCAUUCAUGUGUGACCCUGGGGAAGUCUUGUGCAAGGAGCUGUCCUAUGGCUUUGAUCACAAGAAUCUCUGAAGGGGUGGUGGAUGUUUCUAUCAUGAGGCCAGAAAUAGCUGUGUCCUUGACAAUACCUUCUCUAUUUUUGGGUGCGCCUGUGUUGGAGAUCAUGAGAUUUUCACGCUAGUAACACCAGCAUAUCAUGGUGCCAAUUCUACAUUUUUCCUUCCCUCAAAUAGUUUGGUGAAUGGAGUGCAAUGCUUAGGCCAGUAACUACAGCUAAUACAAGUAUUGAUUGUAGGAAUGCUUAUAUAAUCACAACCUCUCAGGCCCUUCCACAAUGGGUGCUCUGAUGCUGCCUGAGCCUAUGAUUCUAUCCCUGCCUUUUUAAAGAGACAGAAGGAAGAAAGAACAUUAUAGAGUCAGCUGGUCUUUAGGACUGAUCCUUGAAUUGUUCCCACUGAUUGGACACACAUAGUGUUCAACUGGGAGAAAAGAAGCCCUUUAAUGGGAGACUACCAGAGCUUAAAGACAGGCUUUGGUUGGUCUUUAUGGUUGAGUAUUUUUGGAGAAGGAACUAUUGUACCUUCAAUGUUGGAUAUAAAGCAGGAAGAGAAACUAGGAUUUGCAUACACUGAUGUAUGUCAAUAUUUUAGACUGGGAGGAGGCAGUUCUAUGGGAAUUUCCCAAAUAUCACUAAAUAAAGAGUUUUAAGACUUGUUAAUGGAGUAACUCUCUCAGAUCAUCAGGGAAGCCAAUAGACAUUCAUCUGGCUAAAUGCCAGUCUGAAAGGCUAGAAGAAGAGGCGAGCUUGGAGUCAAGGUAAGUGGCAUGGCCGUCAGGCAAGCAAAAGAAUUUUGAAAUUAAGACAUGUAGGGGCCCUUUGCCAAGGAGAAACUUCUCAGCCUUUCUAUAACCUGUGCUUCAGAGAGGGGUGUUCUUAAUUUUCUGGUCUGGCACUACCAGUGGGCUUAGUCCUGGGACAAUAAAAAGGGUCCCUUAGGAAAGCAGAAGAAAGUUGUGAUUAGGCUGGUAAACUUUAUCACCCCAAAUGUCCAGCUAUAUUGUUAUCAUUGGUGACACCAUGACUAGGGAUGACAAAAAUAUACUUCCUUUGUGUGGGUAUGGAUCUGACAUAGCAGUAAAACAACAUUUAACAGUCACUUAGGAAGAAAGAUGAGAGGGACUUAAACCUAGAAGAGAUUUGAAAGAAGGUUGGAAAUGAUUGUCAUUCCCAUUAUCAACUUUGCCUGUAAGAAGUUUGGGCCAAGAAGACUUAAGUGUAAAAGUAUGAAAAGACUCCUGAAGAUAAAGCUAUUUGAAGCCUCUUCCUCAACUGGAGAUAACAUAGAAAGAGAACAAGGAAUCUUUGACUGCCACUUCUAGAGAAAAGCCCAGCAAACUGGAAGCCCAAAAUAACAGUUUCCUGCAUGCCAAAACCAUUGGACAGAGGACUCGCAGUAACUCAACAAGUGUGAAUCCAUACUGGAUUGGCGAAAUUGACUUCCCAAUGACCAAAAAAUCUGCUGCUUGUAGAGACAGACAACCUUAUUCUCUUUAUAGCAACAGAAAAUCACUCUCUCAGCAACUGGACUGCUCAGCAGGAAAAACUACAGCCAUUUCAAGACCUUCUCGGUCACUUAGCACAGCCCAGCUCACUCAGCCGCCAGCUAGCUUGCAGGCUUCUGUCAUCUCUAACAUUGUGCUGAUGAAGGGCCAGGCCAAGGGGUUGGGUUUUAGUAUUGUUGGUGGAAAGGACAGCAUCUAUGGCCCUAUUGGUAUCUAUGUCAAGACAAUCUUUGCUGGGGGAGCAGCUGCUGCUGAUGGAAGGCUACAAGAAGGGGAUGAGAUUCUGGAACUCAAUGGAGAAUCAAUGGAUGGAUUAACACAUAAUGAUGCUUUGCAGAAAUUCAAGCAAGCCAAAAGAGGACUCCUCACUCUCACAGUCAGGACCAGCUUGAGUGCUCCCCAUUCAGUGUCCAACUACCUUUCUCCUCAACUGUGCCGUUCACUGAGUUCAAGUACCUGUAUCACCAAGGAGAAUAGUUCUUUUGGUCUGGAAAGCUCAUCCUUCUCAACCAACACUGCCAAGCCCAAUGAUAGGAUCAUAAUGGAAGUUUCUCUAAAGAAAGAGGCUGGAGUAGGCUUGGGAAUUGGCCUAUGCAGCAUCCCUUACUUCCAGUGUAUCUCUGGGAUAUUUAUUCAUACUCUUUCCCCAGGAUCAGUGGCUCAUUUAGAUGGACGCCUCAGAUGUGGUGAUGAAAUCAUAGAAAUUAAUGAAAUCUCAGUUCAAAACAUGACUCUUAAUGAAGUGUAUGCCAUUCUAAGCCAUUGUGAUCCUGGAGCAGUGCCAGUGAUUAUCAGCAGGCAUCCUGAUCCACAGGUGUCUGAACAGCAACUAAAAGAAGCUGUGGCCCAGGCUGUGGAGAAUAGCAAAUUUGGAAAAGAGAGACAUCAUUGGAGUUUGGAAGGUAUUAAAAGGCUAGAGAGUAGCUGGCACGGCAGACCCACAUGUGAAAAGGAGAGUGAGAAGAGCUAUGUUCCUUUCCACCGAAGAUCUCAGAAAGUCAUGAUCCGAUCUAGUAGCGACAGCAGUUACACCCCUGCCUCAUCUGCUGGGAAUAGCAACAACAGCAGCCCACAGCAGCCCUCAGACUCGGAGACAAGAGCUGCCAGUGUGAAUGUCCCUAUGACCCAAGAGCCUGGUUUAUUGAUUACAUCUUCAAGAACCAGUCCAGAGAGCCAAAUUCCAGUGGGGACGGAGGAGUGCCACCCACCCUUGAAAGUCAAGAAAUCCUUUGAGAUUCUGGUUAGAAAGCCCACGUCUUCCAAGCCCAAACCUCCACCCAGAAAAUACUUUAAAACAGGGGCAGCCACUAGUGAUCAGCAGCAGAGCAUUGAUGGGAAAGAGUUUUCAGGAUCAGUUGAACAAACAUCUCCAACUAAUGACCAAGAAGUGGGAAACCUGCAACUACGGGGAAAGAAAACUGUUAUAGCUCAGAGUGAAGUCCCAUCUUGCUCAGAAUCAAGAGUUUUGGUUCAAGCAGAGAGUGCUAAGGCUCUUGCCUCAAGUACAGGAAAAUCAGAACAAGAGAAUGUAUCCAGGACAGGUGCCAUCUCACUAGUGAAGCAUCCUUUACUUAAAAGACAAGCUCGGGUAGAUUACAGCUUUGACUGUACUGUGGAAGACCCUUGGGUCCGAAUUUCAGAUUGCAUCAAAAAUUUAUUUAGCCCCACCAUGAGCGAAGACCACAGUCACUUAGACCUCAGGUCUGAUGCCAAUUCUAAUGAGGAAAACCGCCAAUGUGGCCUCUCUGAUGGGGUGUUACAGAAGCUUGAAAGUGCAGGUGACAUUUCCAAAGGUUACAAAGCUGAAGAGAAUGGCAACGUGAAGAAAGGCCCUCCUGUAGCUCCCAAACCAGCCUGGUUUCGUCAGAGCUUGAAAGGACUAAGGAAUCGAUCUGGAACCACAGACCCCAAAACUCUACCAGAUCAAAGCACUCCUGCCCAACCCAGUCCCACUUCCAGGGAGCGCUCAGUGUUUUCAGGCAGAUCUUCAUCCAUCAAACAGAGGAUCAGUUCUUUUGAAACAUUCAGUACUUCUCAUCCCCCAGAGAAAGGAAACCAGAGACUGUUUCCCAAGCUCUCCCUCACACAGAGAGAAAAAUCUGGUAAACAAGAUACGGGAGUCACCACUGAACUCUUCUCUCAAGAUCCCCGCCGUACUACUGAGCAGCAGGCUUCUGCAAAGACCUCUGUGUCCCUAGACUCACCCACUACUUUAGUUCCCAAAGACUCAAACUUGUCUGAUUCACCCCCACCAGCGCGUCCAUCCAGCCCUCAGAGAAGUCAUGACACUGACAAUGAGGUCUUGAGUCUGCUCCAGGCACAGAUCACGGAGUCACAGUGCCUCCUUGUGAAUAACGCUCCCAUCCAGCGAGCACGGAGCUUCCCCCUCACCACACACCAGGCUUAUGAGAUGAAGGAGGCAGAGGAGAAAUCUAGCAAGCUCUACUCCAUCAGUAGCCAAGUGUCAUCAGCCUUAAUGAAAUCUUUCCUUUGCCUUCCUCCAUCUCCAAUAUCCUGUGGACACAGUCCAUGGAAUCCUCGGGAAAGGUCAUCUCCAACACCUGUGGAAGAUAUGAGGACUGUUAGUCCUUCAAAUGAAAAUACUUCUAUGGACAUGGGGUUUUCGCUAAACCUUUCUGAGCUGAGAGACUAUUCUGAGGGUCUGACAGAGAAUGAGCAGGUGGAGGAUGGUAGCAACUCUCCUCAUUCUACAUGUGGUUCUGGACAAUCUGUCAUCUCUCUACUUACUCGGGAAGAAUUAAAGAAGCUCAUAGAGGAAGUGAAGGCACUAGAUGAAGCCACAUUAAAGCAAUUUGACAGCAUCCAUGUUACCAUUUUGCAUAAGGAAGAAGGGGCUGGCCUUGGAUUCAGUUUAGCAGGAGGAGUUGACCUAGAAAACAAGGCAAUCACGGUUCACCGUGUAUUUCCUAAUGGGCUGGCCUUUCAAGAAGGGACCAUACAGAAAGGAGAUGAGGUCCUAUCUAUUAAUGGGAAAUCUCUUAAAGGCACAACACAUAAUGAAGCCUUGGCCAUCAUCCGCCAAGCUAGAGACCCAAAGCAGGCCGUUAUUGUGACGAGGAAAGUGCAGGAAGAUGAGACAGGGCUGAAUUCUUCCAUUGAGUCUGCAUCUUCAGCAGCCAGUGAGGUUUCCACAGAAUCGACAACUGAAGUUACCAUCUGUACUGUAACUCUUGAAAAGACAUCUGCCGGUUUAGGAUUCAGUUUGGAAGGAGGAAAAGGCUCAAUUCAUGGAGAUAAGCCUAUAUCAGUUAACAGAAUUUUCAAAGGGGUAGCUUCAGAACAAAGUGAUGUAGUCCAGCCCGGAGAUGAAAUAUUGCAGCUCAACACCACCACAAUGCAAGGACUUACUCGUUUUGAAGCCUGGAAUGUUAUAAAAUCUUUACCUGAUGGGCCCAUCACUGCUGUCAUCAGGAGAAAAGGACUCCAUCCCUCCCUGGCCAAAUCUUCUGAACAGUCCCAGGGGAAGGACUGAUGGUUGCAGCCCAGAAGCAACAAACAUCUCCUUCCCUCAAAUUUUUCUCUCUCAGGACUUCUUCUCCCACAAUGCAGAUGUUGGGAAAGACCAGAUGUCUGACUCUGGCAAUUGCUGGAUAUCAUCAACUUUCUGGGACACCAUCCAACAGCAGGUUGUCCAGAAAAUGAAGAUCCAUAAUUGCCUUCAGGAGCUCAGUAUUCUGCAACAGCUGAUCAUACAGACUAUGUAGACUUUGUAAAAAGAAUAUACAUAUGGAGAGAUCAUAUCGGUGAUACAAUGGUAUAAUAAAGAGAGGUUAAUUUGGUUCACUUCAAAAGCCAUUUUCUGAUUUUAAAAUUGUUUUAAUUGGGCCAGGGAGAGCAAUGGGAAACUUGGGGUGAGGAAAGGGAAGAGGAAGUUGUGUAAUUUUGGAAGACAGCAUUGGUACCAAUGGGUAGGGGAUUUCCUAAACAAAUUAGGGGACUUUAUGUGAUGAGAAUAUGUGAAAAGAGGAAAUGGGGAUUGUUGGAUAGCAGACUUUUGUACAGAGGUAGACCUGACCCAUAUGAUUUAAGACUUUCUAUAUCUGAAAGGAAUCAGUGGGGGAAAGAGGGAAGAAGGUAACACACACACAUGUGUGUAUGUAUAUAUGUAUGUAUGUGUGUAUUGUAUAUAUGUGUGUAUAUAUAUAUAUGUGUACUAAAAGUAAUAUCUUAUAUUUCUGUGGUACUUUUAUUGAAUGAUUUCAAAGUACUUUAUAUCAGUUCCCAUACCAUUAAGUUUAUCUCCCCUGGAGGGCUGGGUUCCCAUGUCUUGAUAGCUGACUUGGGUAGUUAGGUGGUAGUGGAUAGGGUGCUAGACUUAGAGUCAUGAAUGCCUGAGUUCAAAUCCUCUCUCAGACACAUACUAGUUUUGUGACCUCUGCCCCUUUCAGUUUCCUCAUCUACAAAAGAGGGAUAAUAAUAGAAUCUACCCCCUCAGGGUUGUUGUGAGGAUAGAAUGAGAUAACAUAAAGUACUUUGUGUUUCUUAAAGCCCUAUAUAAAUGCUAGCUGAUGCUACUACUAAUACUAUCAUGCUAAUGAGUUAGGGAGGGGUAGGUAUGAUAUAGUAUUAAGGGCAAUAAGAUGGCAGAUCCAACAUUCCCACUUGUUAGACAAGUGAAGUCUGAAAAGUUAAUCUUUCUGAGGCCUAGUUUCCUAAAUUUCUGGGUAAUUUAAUCAUUCUAUUAAUAAGGCCAGAAGUUUAUUAAUAAAAGGAUGGUUGUUUGGCCAUUUCUCUCAGAUGGAAGACAAUCAUAGUGGUGGGGCUCACAGCUUAUAUACCCUUUAAAUGGUCAAUGGGGCAAAGAGUUGACCCCUUGCACAGAGAGAUUAUCUCCACUCAGAACACCCCUAGCCUUGGGCUAUCAAUUCAAAGAAUGUAUCCCCUCUUCAAGAGGGAGGCAAAGGGUUAGAAGUGACCCCUGGACAAGAGAAGCCUUCAGCUCUCUAGGCAAUUGGGUCUGCCUCUAGUUAAUCUUGUGUAGAACACAAUGAGUUUCCCCAUCCUAGAUUAAAUUCUUUCGAUGAUUGGGUGGGGUCUGACCAAGUUGAGGAGAGUUAAUGAAAUUUCACUUAGCAAUAUCCUCCAGGAAAAAGGAACUUUUAAAAAUGAGGAAUUGAGAAGAUAAGAGCUUCUGAAUCUCCCCAAGAUAUUGGUUAUUAAUGAUUAUUUCUCACAGUUAUGUACUGCCUGGGAUUGUCACAGCUAUUAAAUGUGAUAAUCCCAAAGAACUUGCAGAUGGAAUUGCUGAGCUGACCUCUGAAUGAUCAUGAAGAAGUUCUUCAGUACCAGAGAAAGGCAACUGUCACAAUAAGCCAGUGAGCUUGACUUUGAUCCCCAAGAGAAUUCUUGAAUAUAUUUUUAAAGAGUCACAAGGAUUCAGCAUGGUUUCACCAAGAAGCAGUCAUGCCAAACAAGCUUUCUUUCCUUUUCUGACAAGGCUAUUACAUUUGGUUUACUAUACACAGGGUUACCAAACAAUCUCUGAGCCUGCCACAUAGUAGUUUCCUAAUGUAGUUUCCACAUAGUAGUUUCCUAAUUCAGUAGACAGGGAGCUAUUGUUCCCAUUCCUGUUCACCAUUUGAUCAUGUUUCUCAUGCUGUCCUUGUGGAUAGGAUGAAGAAAAGUCAGUUAAAUGAUAGAACAGUUAGAUGGAUUCUGAGUAUGGUGACUGACUGGAAUUACAGAGCAAGGAUUCAUGGUUUGAUGUCAGCUUAGAGAGAAGUCUCCAGUGGAGUGCCUCAGGGAUUCGGACUUCAGUGAUUUCUAAGUAGUCGAUUACAGUAUCAGUGAAAGAAAGAAAAAUACAGAGUCCAGAUAAACAAAAACAGAAUUUUAAUGGUGCAAAAACCACCUUCCACUUUCACCUAUAUUCUUCAACCUGGAAAUGCUAAAAUUAAUCAAUUAUCACUGUCAAGUUUAGAUAGGGGUGUGGUAAAAAGUUUUAACAGUCGGUUAGAUAAUGGAGAGACGCCAGUU